Molecule: messenger RNA, 1207 nt
Organism: Coregonus sp. 'balchen'
Lineage: Eukaryota; Metazoa; Chordata; Actinopteri; Salmoniformes; Salmonidae
Source: the annotation of a GenBank genome assembly
GAGGACCAGGAGAAUGUGCAGAUCCUGCCUGCAGGGGAGGGGUCGCAGGCCAACCAGAAGAGGAUCACAACCCAAUACAUGACCAAAUAUGAGAGGGCCAGGGUGCUGGGGACACGUGCACUCCAGAUAGCGUGAGUACACCUCAGCAGUGUUUCAAUACGCUAGGAAAGUGAAACUCCCACUCCUUUCCAGUAAUGUCUUUCUGCUCUUGAGUCCCUGUGAAUACGGUCUAUUAAAAAGAGCCUGUGUCCAGCCUGUUAGUUGAGAGCUAGUAACCAUCUAUGGGUUUCUCAAAUGAGCAUUUCGGAAGUGAAUUUAAAUACGAUACAGAGAUUACCUUUACCUUUAUUUCUUACAUGUAAUGCAUAUGUAUGAUUCCACUCAUGUCUUGCCUUUACUCAAGACAAUAUUUUGUCUGUAGGUGAAUAUCAAUAUAGAAACAGAGAAACUAGGACUCAACUAGCUAAAAAGACAACCAUAAUACACGUGACAACUGACUGCAUCCUAAACGAUCAAAUACGAAGGUAAAGCUAGCUGUUUGGUAAAGAAUUACAACAACAAAAACAUUCCCAAAGCUAACGUGAAUCACAACAUUACACCGUAAUGUUUGAAGGAGCUAAGUGCCUACAGCAUGGCUGAAAAUAUGUACAAUAAAGGGAACAAAAUAUAGCAGUGGGCACGGAAGAUAAAUCUCCUCUCACAUGGAUGCCACAUUCCCAGCGUAUUACAACAGAUGUCUUUUUUUGCCACUACGACAGGUACCACUCACCUUGUGCUCUUGCCAUAUUCUCUACCUCAGGUGUCAACUGCAGGUUUAGUUGGUGACGAGUAUUCUGCUGAGUAUGUGGAGGAAUGUGUAGUCUGAUAUCUCUGACAUGUUGUCUCUGUCACUAUUCAUACCCUUUUCUGUGAUAUAGGAUGUGUGCCCCAGUCAUGGUGGAGCUGGAGGGAGAGACAGACCCUCUGCAAAUUGCUAUGAAAGAGCUAAAGUAAGCUAUGCUUAAUCUCAUAGUUGUUUUCCAGUUUAUGAUGGAAGGAGUCUAUACAGUUUGAUACUUGGAGAGUGUCUGUUACUCUUCAGUAUAUGAUUGAGUGUUUUUUCUGUGACCGUUACAGGUGCAGGAAGAUUCCCAUCAUCAUCCGGCGGUACCUUCCUGAUGGCAGUUAUGAAGAUUGGGGCUGUGACGAGCUCAUCAUCACAGACUGA